UCGAAACGUCGUCGUAGAGAGAGGUUUCAACUUUCACACAUUUGGGCGUAACAUACAACACAACGGAGUUUUCUCCCUCCGAUUGGUUCCUCUGCAAAAACCAACACCCACAAUUGCACCUUCCAUUCUGCAUUUUAGUGAAAUUUACUUCUUGGGCCCUUUGCAGUGAAGAGUUCAGAGUGCUAAAUGCAACAACCCGUUUCACUGUUUAUUAUUAUCUACCCUGAUAUUUGACUUUGAGCUAUGAGAGUUGCAUUUUCUCACUGGCACCUUUUCUUCUGAAAAGAAAAAUAAUUAUAUAAUUGCUACUUGGUAGGCUAUGGAUACGAGGAAAGUUAUAGCUAUAUGUCAAUCAGGAGGAGAGUUUGUAACUGAUAAGGAUGGCUUAUUGUCAUACAGUGGGGGGGAUGCCUAUGCAAUAGACAUUGAUCAGCAGACAAGUUUGAGUGAUUUUAAGUCAGAGAUAGCAGAAAUGUUCAACUGCAAUGUAAGUACGAUGAUUAUCAAGUACUUCCUUCCUGGCAACAAGAGAACACUUAUUACAGUGUCAAAAGACAAGGAUUUGCAACGCAUGGUCACUUUCAUUGGGGAUGCUAACACGGUUGAUGUGUUUGUUAUGUCAGACGAAGGAGCGGCUCGAAACAACAAUUCCAUCAUGCCUGGUAGUAGGUCAAGCAGGACAACUGUGUCAGAAGGCACUGUACCUGUCAUUGCUCCUAUUGAUGUCAUUGUUGAUACUGUCCAAUGCAUGGAUCAAGUAGAGGUAGCUAAUGAAGUCCCUGCACGUUCUAUUUGUUCUGGGGGAAAUGAUGACAAUCAUCGUAAAGCUGCACAGCAGUGGGAAAAUACCAUCACUGGUGUGGGCCAAAGGUUCAAUAGUUUUAGUGAAUUUCGGGAAGCAUUGCAUAAAUACUCUAUUGCUCAUGGGUUUGCAUACAAGUAUAAGAAAAAUGAUAGUCAUCGUGUCACGGUCAAAUGUAAAUCUCAAGGCUGUCCUUGGAGAAUAUAUGCAUCAAGAUUGUCAACCACUCAGUUGAUUUGCAUUAAGAAGAUGCACUACAAUCAUACUUGUGAAGGAUCUGCCGUUAAAGCUGGGUACCGAGCAACUAGGGGUUGGGUGGGAAGUAUUAUAAAAGAGAAAUUGAAAGAUUCACCCAAUUACAAGCCGAAGGAUAUUGCUGAUGACAUAAAACGGGAGUAUGGUAUUCAGUUAAAUUAUUCUCAAGCAUGGCGUGCAAAGGAAAUUGCUAGAGAACAGCUUCAAGGCUCCUACAAAGAGGCAUAUACUCAGUUACCAUUUUUUUGUGAGAAGAUAAAAGAGACCAAUCCGGGGAGUUUUGCAACAUUCACCACUAAAGAUGACUCAAGUUUUCAUCGUCUCUUUGUAUCAUUUCAUGCCUCAAUAUCUGGUUUCCAGCUAGGCUGUCGCCCUCUCAUUUUCCUUGACAGUACUCCUUUGAACUCAAAGUACCAAGGUGAGUUAUUGGCUGCCACCGCUGUGGAUGGAAAUGAUGGCAUUUUUCCUGUAGCCUUUGCAGUUGUAGACACCGAGACUGAAGACAACUGGUGCUGGUUUCUGCAGGAACUGAAAUCAGCAAUAUCAACAUCUGAGCAGAUCACAUUUGUUGCGGAUUUUCAAAAUGGUUUAAAAAAGUCAUUGUCUGAUAAAUUUGAAAAAGUUUACCACAGCUAUUGUUUACGUCACCUCGCUGAGAAAUUGAACAAGGACUUGAAGGGACAAUUUUCUCACGAGGCCAGACGUUUCAUGAUUAAUGAUUUUUAUGCUGCUGCUUAUGCACCCAAAUUGGAGACUUUUGAACGUAGCAUUGAGAAUAUUAAAGGUAUUUCCCCUGAAGCCUAUGAUUGGGUCAUACAAAGUGAGCCAGAGCACUGGGCAAAUGCAUUUUUUAAUGGAGCAAGGUAUAAUCUUCUGUCAUCAAAUUUUGGACAGCAAUUCUACAGUUGGGUUUCAGAGGCACACGAAUUGCCAAUUACUCAAAUGAUUGAUGCAUUACGAGGUAAGAUGAUGGAAACAAUUUAUGCACGACGGGUGGAAUCUAAUCAAUGGAUGACAAAGUUGACACCAUCCAAGGAGGAAAUGCUCCAAAAGGAAACAUUUGUUGCUCGUACACUCCAAGUACUGUUCUCACAGGGUAGCACAUUUGAGGUCCGUGGAGAAUCUAUUGAUAUUGUUGAUAUCGAUAAUUGGGAUUGUAGUUGCAAGGGAUGGCAACUUACUGGUGUGCCCUGCUGUCAUGCCAUUGCUGUCUUUGAAUGUGUCGGUCGGAGCCCAUAUGAUUAUUGUUCGAGAUACUUCACAGUUGAGAAUUAUCGAUUAACAUAUGCAGAAUCUAUUCACCCUGUGCCAAAUGUUGACAGACCAGUCCAGAGUGAAUUGAAUGUUGCAGUUACUGUAACCCCUCCACCAACUAAGCGUCCUCCAGGUCGGCCAAAAAUGAAGCAAGUUGAAUCGAUAGACAUAAUUAAACGACAGCUUCAGUGCAGUAAGUGCAAGGGACUUGGCCACAAUAGGAAGACAUGCAAACUUUCAUAGUAUCAGAAUUCACAACAUAGCUAUAUUUUUUGCAUAAAAUUGCUGGACUGGAUUCAUGUGAAUUUUUAGACCUUCCAAACUUGUUGUAGCCUGUUUGGUUUGAACUUUCUUUUAAAGGGAACCCACUUCCACACUUUCCAACACACUCAGACACUUCCAACCCAGCCUUUAUGAGGAGGAGGAGAUUUUUCUUUCCCAUGAGUUAUUGUCAGCAUUCAAGCAAUUCUAAUACAAACAGAGCCUUAUAGAAGCAAUUGCAACCAUUUUUUUUUAUUUUAAAUUUUUUCCAACAGUCAUUCAUGUGAUUGUUACCCAAAUGGCUAGUUAAACUCAAGGGGUGUAAAUUGAGUUUUUUUAAAAACUUUUUCCCAAAUCAACUUAUAAACACUUGGAUUGGAUAUAAGUAUUGAAUAGAUUAAAAAUAGCUGCAGGCCUUAGAAACAAUUUAAUUGAAGAUGCGGGCCAUAGCCCAAUUAUCAAUUUUGAUGGAAGAACAAUAAUAAAACCUAAAAUCCAAUUAGAAUUGGAAUAACCUUAAAAACAAAUAAAUUGAUAUAGAAUGCUUAAAACCUAAUUAUCAUUAUCAAUUUCUAAUUUUCUAUAAAGAACAAUAAUAAAGGAAUUGAAAUACUCAAAUAUAAAAACGUUAGGGAUAAAGAAAAGUGUACCAAAGAUUUAUACUAGACUACUAGUUCUGUCACCAAUCACUUUGAUCUAGUCCUCAAGCUACGCUUGAAAUUUCUUCUACUAUCUAAUCAGAGUAUUACAACUGUAUAACUUCUUUUUUUUUCUCUAGGAAACCCACCUUGAUAAUCCAACCCCAAGAUGCCUCACUCUAAAUUACUCCAAUAAAGAGUGUCAGCAACACACUUUCUAAUACACUCCUCGUAAUACAUCCACUCUUAUUAGUUAGAAUUUAUUAAAAACUAUAAAAUCAAAUGAGAGAAUCAUUAAAUAAGAUGUGAGAUCCACCAAAUUUUAUGUUUUCCAAUAAAUUUCAAUUAAUAAGAGUGAAUAUGUUUAAAAGAAUGUGGCAGAGAAUCUGCAGUUAGCAUUUCUCUUACUCCAAUACCCUAAGGAUACCAUACCUUAGAAAAACCAGGGAAUACCACACCUUGAAAAACCUAAGGAUACCACCCUUUAACAGAAGAGAAGAAUUUUGAAUUUUAAAAACCAUUCCUUUUAUAAUAGCAUAGCAUUUUAAUAAGGGUUAUUUGGUCAUUUUAGAAUUCUGAAAUCCUUAAUUUGUAUAAUUGGUUUGAAUAUAUUUAUAAUAGGCUUUUAAUUAAGUGAUAGUUUGAAAAUUCUGGAAAUCCUAUAUUAAUUUUGUGAUUAGUAUAUUAAUAAGAAAUCCAUUUGAAAAUUGAUUUAUGAUAGAAAUACUUGAUUUUUUGAACUGUAUGCUGGUAAUGGAUUACACAAGGUGAUAAUCAGUUAUUUGCGUAUUUAACACCACAAAUAACAAUUUCAACUAUUUGUAAUAAUCGAUCACCAGCAAUUACCACAAUAUUUAUAUUCAAAAUAAGUUUUACAAUAAAUAUUUUCAAUAGUUUUGUUUAACAAUUAUAUAUUUUGUAAAUCAUAUUAAUUCUAAGUUUAGGUGUUUAGAAUUUAUUCCAAAAAUAUUUCAUAUUUAUUUAAAGCCAAGUUAUAGAAACCUUGGAUUUUCAAAAAGGUGUUUAAUAUUUUUUAUAACAUUUGAAAAUCACUUUAUCUGAGGAAAAUAUUGUUUCACAAAUUAUUCUAACAAGCCAAUCGCAGUUGAAUUUAGAAUCCUUACACAUGUUCAUAAUCAGGAUUAGGGAUUUUAUCUGUUGUGUUAAAUCUUUUAUACCUUAACAGUAAGAGGUCGUGUUCUUCAGUUAUGUCAUACAUCAGCAUGCCAUGCAUUCUAAUCUUCACAUAAUAGCAUGUCUAAAUCAUUGAAUAUGUCUUAAAUGUUUAACCAUCCAUAUAAAUGCUUAAUGCUUAUUAUUUGGAAUUACAUGAUUAUUUUUCCCAUUAAACUAAUACAAGAAAUUUGAAA
Cajanus cajan (pigeon pea) is the source of this 4580-nucleotide messenger RNA. Its product is annotated as protein FAR1-RELATED SEQUENCE 4. The record is from RefSeq and is a predicted model, not a curated record. Lineage: Eukaryota; Viridiplantae; Streptophyta; Magnoliopsida; Fabales; Fabaceae. Gene Ontology annotation, molecular function: zinc ion binding; protein binding.